AUGGCUUUGGUUAUGGAACCUAUAAGUAAAUGGACACCAAAGCAAGUGCUGGACUGGAUGAAAGGUCUGGAUGACUGUCUCCAGCAGUACGUGAAGAGCUUUGAGCGGGAGCAGAUGGGGGGAGAGCAGCUGCUGCACAUCACCCAUCAGGAGCUGGAGGAGCUGGGUGUCACCAGAAUAGGACAUCAGGAGCUCAUCCUGGAAGCCGUCGACCUCCUCUGCGCCCUGAACUACGGUCUAGAGACAGAGAACCUCCGAACUCUCUCCCACAAGCUGAACGCCUCAGCGAAGAACCUCCAGAACUUCAUCCUGGGCCGGCGGAGGGGCGGACACUACGAUGGACGAGCUUCCCGAAGGCUACCCAACGAUUUCCUCACCUCGGUGGUGGAUCUAAUCGGUGCAGCCAAGAACCUGCUGGCCUGGCUCGACAGGUCUCCAUUUGCCAGUGUGACAGAGUAUUCAUUACUGAAGAACAACAUCGUGCAGCUCUGCCUAGAAUUAACCACCAUCGUACAACAGGAUUGCACUGUGUAUGAGACGGAGAACAAGAUUCUUCACGUGUGUAAGACCUUAGCAGGGAUAUGCGACCACAUCAUCUCUCUGUCGUCGGACUCUCUGGUCUCUCAGUCUGCCCAUCUGGAGGUGGUCCAUCUUACCAGCAUCAUGCCCAGCGAAGGGCUGGGGAUGUAUAUCAAAUCAACAUAUGACGGACUCCACGUUAUUACCGGAACUACAGAGAAUUCUCCGGCGGACCAGUGUAAGAAGAUCCAUGCAGGGGACGAGGUGAUACAAGUCAACCACCAGACAGUGGUGGGCUGGCAGCUGAAGAACCUGGUGAACGCUCUGAGAGAGGACCCGUGCGGAGUCAUCCUCACGCUGAAGAAAAGGCCCCAGAACACCCUGAGCUCCACGCCGGCCCUGCUCAGGAACGUCCGCUGGAAACCGCUGGGCCUGCAGCCGGUCCCCACCAGCCCCACCAGCACCUCCCCAACACCCGGUGGCACUUUGGGCAUGUCCAAGAUGGACGCCCCCAGCAUGCAGGACGUCUACAUCCUCUCCCCGGUGUCUGGACUCUACAGCACCAGGGAGGAGAUGGGCCUGAUGUCAUGCGACGACAUCAGCCGCUACAGCUCCCAGUCCGGCUCCAAAGGUUCAGAGGCAGUCAGCUACUACCUGGACCAGGACAGCGGUCAGUACUUCUCCCUGCUGGAAGGGGAAGGACCGCCGGGGCCGGACUACGACAGGAGCCGCAACACGGGGGUUCGCCGGCGGGACAAGACCCCCACCCAUGGUGACCUCAGACCCGUUUCCAUGCCUCCCGAAUAUAACUGGAUGGCCGAGGCCAAGGAACCCAGCAUGGGCAAGAGAGGGAGCCGAGAUUCAGACAACUCCCUGCUGCGUUACCUUAGUGACGACAAGAUCCUGGUGAUCGAGGAGGAGCCCGAGGGUCCGGGCAGAGAAAGCCGGAGGGAUUCCACCAGACGCUCUCGGCGCAAGAGCCGCAAUCCCAGCAGCCCCAGCUUUCCCAUCAGCCCCUCCAUGCUGUCCUCCACCCUGCGCCUCGACCAGCCACCUGAACCUUUGCCUCGAGGUGCAGACACGCUGCGAGCAGACACAACAGACAGGUACUCGGGCUCAGGAAGCUCAGGAGCAGCCUCCAUGAGGAAGUCUUUCCAUUACACCUCUCUAAGAACGAAAACCAAAAAGAGAAGUAAAGGUUCCCUCACUAGUGCCAGUCGAAGGAGAAUCUCCUGUAAGGACUUGGGCCACGGUGACUGUGAGGGCUGGCUGUGGAAGAAGAAGGACGCUAAAGGCUACUUCACCCAAAAAUGGAGGAAGUAUUGGUUUAUCCUCAAAGAGUCCUGCCUCUACUGGUACACCAACCAAAAUGAUGAGAAGGCUGAGGGCUUCAUCAGCCUCCCCGAGUUCAGAAUAGACCGAGCCAUAGAGUGCAGACGGAAAUUUGCCUUCAAAGCCUGUCAUCCCAAAAUCAAGAGCUUCUUCUUCGCCACAGAUUGUCUGGAGGAAAUGAACAGGUGGAUGAACCGGCUCGGUCUAGCUGCUAUUGGCUACACACCAGACGAUAAGGUGCCACGCCCCGACGAAGACUACUGGAGCGAGAGCGAUCAAGACGAGGUGGACGGCUCGAUGACACUGAAGCAGGAAGGACCCUCGUCCCUCUGUGACACCUACCAUCGCACGCCAUCAGUUAACUCCUCCAGCCCCUUCCCGGAGCCAAAGCACGGUCGACAUUUCUCCAGCGAGUCCACGCACUCCCACUCCUCGGCCGAGGACCAGCGUGGGGAUGGCAUGGGCAUGGGCACGGGCACGGGCAGCACCAGCACCCACUCGUCCGGCUGCCGCUCCUCCCAUCGCGAGCGCCGCUCCUGGCAGGACCUCAUCGAGACCCCUCUGACCAGCGCCGGGCUGCACUUCCUCCAGACGGCGCCGGGGGAGAGCGAUUACGGCGGCCUAAUGGGGAGCAUGGCCGGAGAGAUGGGCUUCUACGGAGGGCUGGGCAGGCAGGGCAUGUCCCCGGAGAGACGCAGGCAGGCCACGCUGCCCGUACGGAGACACCACGCCGCCGAGAGGGACCGGGACCGAGACGGGCCCUUCCCUCUGGAGAGAGGGCCGCACACGCACAGCCACACACACCGACGCUCCCACAAGCAGCGGAGCCAGAGCCUGCCCAGGAACAGAGACCCGAUGCCGGGGAAGCUGCUGCACACCUCGGCCCAUAUGGAGGAGAGGAGUGAAGACGAGGAGGCGGAGGGCCAGGCUGCAGACAUGCUCGAGGGUGAGGAGGACCUGCGGGAGUUGAGAGUCGAGAGCAGAGAGAGGAGGGUGUCGGAGGGAAGGGAGCGGCGGAUAUCGGAGGGCCGAGAGCCGGAGCCGCUGGACGGGCUCGAGCAGCUGUACCGGGCCCUGGAGCAGGCCAACGUGACGGCGCUGGGAGACCCCAGACCCUGUAGCAGGCAGGAGCUUCGACGCUGCUUCACCCAGAGAGCCAGGGACCCCCUGCUGAACGACAGGCUGCACCGGGUCCGAGCCCUGCGCAGCACACUGAAGGCCAAAGAGUCGGAGCUGGCGGUGAUCUGUGCUCUCCUGGAGGACCCUGGCUUGUGCUCCCAGACCUUCAGAGAGUGGAAGCAGUGGCACAGCGAGCUCUACUCAGACAUCUGCCAGCUCAGCCCGGGCACCAACGGCCAGGACGACCUCUCCCCGCUGGCGGCGCCGCUCAUGACCCACACACACUCCUUCAUCGAGACACACGUGUGAGAACGAGCCGCGACAGCAGAGACUGAAC
This is a messenger RNA of Stegastes partitus (bicolor damselfish), 3307 nucleotides long. Its product is annotated as connector enhancer of kinase suppressor of ras 2. Lineage: Eukaryota; Metazoa; Chordata; Actinopteri; Pomacentridae. The transcript is spliced from 24 exons. Gene Ontology annotation, molecular function: protein binding. Gene Ontology annotation, biological process: regulation of signal transduction. Gene Ontology annotation, cellular component: cytoplasm; membrane. The record is from RefSeq and is a predicted model, not a curated record. The coding region runs from base 1 to 3279 and encodes 1092 amino acids.